This is a messenger RNA of Protopolystoma xenopodis, 558 nucleotides long. Lineage: Eukaryota; Metazoa; Platyhelminthes; Monogenea; Polystomatidea; Polystomatidae. The record is from the annotation of a GenBank genome assembly.
AUGGUCUACUCCUUCUACAUCUGUGAGAUAUUCAAGCACCAGUUUAUUACGCCUGACCUCGAGCAGAACGACGGCGCUUCGUUGAUCCUCCAGAAUCUGGAAUAUUUCGACUCAUUCGUGCCUGUAGCCAGCAUCAUCAAAUUUCUGAUCUACAUGGGCUGGUUUAAAGUGGGUUUGAGUUUGAUCAAUCCCCUGCGCGAGGAUCAGAGUAAUUUCCCGAUGGAAGAGAUUCUGGAGUUCAACUUGAAGAUUUCAAAGAAAAUGGCUCUUUGCCCGGAAACCAUGAUGCUAGCCUCACUUCAGGCCGACGAAGUCGUAUUCAGUACAGCCUUAAAGCAGGAACAGGAAGAAGCCGAAGUAGUGGUACAAGAGGCCGUGGAGACGGAGAACGAAGCAGCGUGUGAGCGCCAUACCAACCCGAUUGCUGCGUCUAUCCGCCGACGAUUCGUCACCAGCCUUCGCGUGGCCUCGUCCAGGCCGACCUCGCAGGCCAACGAAUCCGAGCUUUUUCUCACCAACAUGACCAACAACGAGAAGAACAUGAACGUAGAAGUCUAA